AUGCUUUCAGGUCAUUCAAAGAGAGAGGCGGGGAUCAUAUAUAGUUACACGAUUCUCUCCCCUAUAAUAUCACCUAGGAGGAGACUAGAUCUCGCCACCACGUUUCACAGCAGUCUCUAUACACUAGCGACUGCUCUAUUAAUGAGACCGAUCAUCCUUAUCGCCCACAGCCUAGGCGGCCUAAUCAUAAAAGAGUUUCCUACUACAUUAGGCGAUAAGGAUUAUUUAGAGGUUUUCACUUUCUAUAAAACGCUUAAGUCGCUAAUAGCACAAAAGGAAAACAGUGCAGAGUAUAUCUACGCGAUCACUCGCACGUAUUCUAACAUGGUUAAAUUUAGGCCUCAAGAUCACGAAUAUACCAACGUUCAUGAUAGGCUUAGGGGUCUUACUCAGCGAGCUUUAAUAUCCCGUACAAUCAAAAUCCAGAUUUUGUUAAGAGAUCUAGUAUCCUGGACACACUUAAGCAAUAACUAG
This is a messenger RNA of Clonostachys solani, 474 nucleotides long. The record is from the annotation of a GenBank genome assembly. Lineage: Eukaryota; Fungi; Ascomycota; Sordariomycetes; Hypocreales; Bionectriaceae.